Messenger RNA from Sturnus vulgaris (Common starling), 1000 nucleotides. RefSeq names its product phenazine biosynthesis like protein domain containing (gene PBLD). Gene Ontology annotation, biological process: biosynthetic process. The record is from RefSeq and is a predicted model, not a curated record. Gene Ontology annotation, molecular function: isomerase activity. NCBI's taxonomy places the organism in Eukaryota, Metazoa, Chordata, Aves, Passeriformes, Sturnidae. Gene Ontology annotation, cellular component: cytoplasm.
AAACAUUAACUUGGAGUUGUGCUGUCGGUGCGGGUAGAACAGGUUAGAUAGAGACCUUUACAGAGCACAGCCUGCGGCUAAACAGGUGCACACGACAAUGCAGAUCCCACUUUUUACGGUCGAUGCAUUUACAAACCGGCCAUUUUCUGGAAAUCCUGCGGCAGUUUGUCUGCUUGAAAAUGACUUGGAUGAAGAUUCCCACCAAAAAAUUGCAACAGAAAUGAACCUUUCAGAAACAGCUUUCAUCAGAAAAUUGAAACCUGGAGAUGACUUUACCAAAAGUUCCUGCUUUGGGCUCAGAUGGUUCACCCCAGUCAGUGAGAUUCCUCUCUGUGGUCAUGCUACUCUUGCAUCAGCUGCUGUGUUAUUUCAUGUACAAAAAAAUACAAAUUCAGUUAUCACGUUUGUGACACUGAGUGGGGAAUUAAAGGCCAGACAAGUGAAAGAUCAUAUUGUCCUGGACUUGCCACUUUGCCCAGCCUACCCCCAGGAACUUAAGGAGGUAGAAGAAUUAAUAAAGGCAGCUGUUGGUGACCUGAGUGUUCAGGAUGUGCGGUACUCCCCCGAAACCAAGAACCUCUUAGUCUGUCUCAGUGAUACUUAUGGAAGGUCUGUGCUGGAAGAACUGAAAGUGAGUGCACAACACUUUUUGUCAGUUGAAAAGACAGGAAAAGUGAAAGGACUCAUACUCACUGUUAAGGGAAAUUCCAGUGGAAAUGGCCAUGAUUUUUACUCCAGAUAUUUUGCACCUUGGUAUGGAGUUCUGGAAGACCCUGUUACAGGAUCUGCUCAUGCUGUUUUAAGCAGCUACUGGUCAGAGCAGCUGGGGAAGAAAGAACUGCUUGCUUUUCAAUGUUCCCGCCGUGGAGGAGAGUUGAAGAUUUCUGUUCGCAGUGACGGAAGAGUUGACAUUGCUGGGCAAUCUGCUGUUGUGUUAAAAGGAAACCUGACUUUGUGAAAGAGCUCCCUCUCUCACUAAUCACUCACCUUUAUGUUCCUC